UGACAUCUGUUUUGCUGUUAUGGAUGAUUCACGUUCAGGCCAAGCCACCUCACAUUGUCUUUAUAGUUGCAGAUGAUUUAGGUUGGAAUGAUAUCGGUUUUCACAACCCAGAUAUCAUAUCCCCAAAUAUAGACAAGCUAGCAUAUGGUGGAAUGAUUCUGAACCAGUCAUAUGUACAACCUGUUUGUUCUCCAUCAAGGAACUCCUUUAUGACAGGCGUUUAUCCUUUUAAAUCAGGUUUGCAGCAUUUUGUAAUAAUGCCACAACAGCCAGCCUGUGCUCCAUUGAAUCAGACAUUUCUUCCUAUGGAAUUGAAGAAAAUGGGUUAUGCAACACAUAUAAUUGGAAAAUGGCAUUUAGGAUUCUGUAAAUGGGAAUGUACACCGACAUAUCGUGGAUUUGAUUCGUUUUAUGGUUAUUACAAUGCGAAUGAAGAUUAUUACAAUUAUGAAGUUGAUAAGGGUUCAGACUUCCGAGUUGAUAAAAAAGCUGAAAAACCCAAUGUAUACUCGACAUAUGCCUACUCCCAACGUGCUGACGAAGUUAUCGGAGGUCAUAACAAAAAUCAGCCCUUAUUCCUAUACUUACCCUUCCAGUCUGUCCAUGAACCUAUAGAGGUACCACAAAUUUACGAGAACAUGUACAGCAAUAUCAAAAACAAAGGUCGACGACAGUUUUCUGGCAUGGUAACAGCACUAGAUGAUGCGAUAGGAAAUGUAACACAAUCACUUAUGAAAUAUGGAUUGUACAAUGAAACGCUUAUAAUAUUCACAGCUGAUAAUGGUGGAUGGACAGCAUUUUCUGGAAAUAACUACCCCCUUCGUGGUGGCAAAUUAACUGUUUACGAAGGUGGUACCAGAGCAGUCCAGUUUGUUCAUGGAGCAGGAAUAUCCAAGUCAAACUACACAUUCAAUGGAAUGAUGCACGCAGUUGAUUGGAUGCCUACAAUACUGGCAGCAGCAGGAGGUGGUUCAGUUCCAGGAAUAGAUGGGAUAAACCAUUGGCCAGAUCUUCAAGAUGGGAUACCACGACAUACCAGGACUGAAUUUAUAUAUAACUUAGAUGAUUCCACUGUCCCCGUAAAUGGAAAAGCAGCAAUAAGGUGA
Mytilus californianus (California mussel) is the source of this 1106-nucleotide messenger RNA. Its product is annotated as arylsulfatase B-like. The transcript is spliced from 12 exons. NCBI's taxonomy places the organism in Eukaryota, Metazoa, Mollusca, Bivalvia, Mytilida, Mytilidae. Bases 24 to 1106 code for a protein of 360 amino acids. The record is from RefSeq and is a predicted model, not a curated record.